Molecule: messenger RNA, 1482 nt
Organism: Plectropomus leopardus (leopard coralgrouper)
Lineage: Eukaryota; Metazoa; Chordata; Actinopteri; Perciformes; Serranidae
Source: RefSeq, a predicted model, not a curated record
AGGAGAGAUGUCGUACUACAACUCCCGCAGCUCAUCUCGGGCCACCGACUGUAAAGUGUACGUUGGUGAUUUGGGCAAUGGUGCUGCCAAGGGGGAGCUGGAGCGAGCGUUCAGUUAUUAUGGCCCACUGAGGACCGUCUGGGUGGCCAGGAACCCACCUGGGUUUGCCUUUGUGGAGUUUGAGGAUCCCAGAGAUGCAGAAGAUGCUGUUAAAGGCAUGGAUGGAAAGCUCCUUUGUGGUUCCCGAGUUCGUGUGGAGAUGUCAACAGGCCUCUCCAGGAAGGGCCGUGGGCGCCCCAGCCGACGCCAAUUCGACCCCAAUGAUCGGUGUUACCAGUGUGGGGACCGGGGCCACUAUGCCUAUGACUGCUACCGCUUUAGCAAGAGAGGAGGCCGUCGCAGCAGGUCUCGCUCUCGUUCUCGCUCGCGCUCCAGGUCCAGGUCCCGUGGGCGCCGUUAUCGCUCUCGCUCCCGCAGCCGUAGCCACAGCAGGAGCCGUCGCCGAUCUCCAUCCUAUUCCAGACGUGGAGCCAGAUCUGGAUCCCCGGCCCGAUCCAAGUCCAGGACUCCAGUGAGAAGUCGUUCCAGAUCUCGUUCUCGGUCUGGCUCAGCUCCCAGAGGACGCUCUGUCUCCCGAUCCCGCUCACGAUCUCAGUCAGCCAAUCACAAGAGGAACAGUCGUUCCCGUUCAGCAAGUCCACACCGGAGCCCUACGCCAGCCGACGACUGAAGAAGAAGACUUAUUAGUUCGUUACAGACAGACCCUGAACCCCCCGCAUCCUGUCUGCUUUUACAGCCCUACAGCAGCUUUUUCUUUCUUGUGCUUGUCUGUCUAGUCCCCGUCUUUUUUAGGUUUGAUUUUCUCCCCAGGACUGUUGCGUUCAUGCAGCCUCGGAAUGUUGAAGACAGUUUAGCACACAAAAAUCAGUUUAAGUGCUGCGUCUUUCCGCUCUGGAUUCUAGCAAGUGUAAGAAGCCGCAGUCUGAAUGUCGACUUUUAGCAGUGAUAUGAGCAAUUUGUGCAGUGAAUUUUCAAUGGAUAAUAGCCCAAUUGAUGCAGUUUUGAGAGUGAAGACAUUAAAUAACUGAUUUUAUUCUCUAAAAUUUCUAAAUCAAAAUAUUUUCCCCAUUGAGAAUCAUUAAAUGAUCUUUUGUACAGCUCUUCAAUUUGAUUUAACGCUUCCCCUGAUGUUGGUAUAAGGACAUAGUUGCUGGCCCGCAUGCCUUUACAUAGGAUGUCACAUUCCUCUUGUCUGUUGUUUCUGUGCUGCACUGUCCCCUUUUAUGAACCUGGUUACCUUCACUGUGUGCUGAACAUGUUUUUCCCCAAGUGUUGAUUUGUUCCAGUGUGUUUUAAUUUUAAAAUAUAUACAGUGCUGAAGUUUGAUUUCUGUAAGGGCUCCUCUAACAGUUUUGAUGUGUUCCUGGCUUAUAUGGUAAGACAGCGGCAGUUUUAUUUUUGAAUAAACCUCAACAAAUCACA